Molecule: messenger RNA, 1985 nt
Organism: Octopus sinensis (East Asian common octopus)
Lineage: Eukaryota; Metazoa; Mollusca; Cephalopoda; Octopoda; Octopodidae
Product: hybrid signal transduction histidine kinase L-like
Exons: 1
Coding region: 80-1984 (634 amino acids)
Molecular function (GO): protein binding
Source: RefSeq, a predicted model, not a curated record
AAAGAAAGAAAGAAAGAAAGAAAGAGAAGGAAGGAAGCAAGAAAGAAAGAAGAAAAGAGAGAAAGAAAAGAGAAAGAAGAUGGCAGUGGGUGUCACAUGGUUUCUGUUCCCAUUUUUCUGGAUGUUUCUUGUGUGUCAUUCGAACCCGGCAAAUACCAAUAACAGCGCUGACUCUAAUAUGACCAUCAUCCCCACUGCCACCACCAGCACCGUCCACACCGCCAACACCACUUCUUCCGUAGCCAACACUACCAUCACCAACAACAACUCUAAAAUGACCACCGCCUCUGUCCUCCCCGCCAUCAACAACAACAAUAUCCCCACCGCUUUCAACACAACUAGCACCACCAACACUACUACCACAACCACCAACCUCAACAGCACUAACAACCAUCAUACCGUUUCUGACACUACAAUCACAGAAUGGCAAUUAACCAUAACUACGGGAAAUUCUACAGAUGCUGGCACCAAUGGUACUAUUUACUUGGAGCUGAACGGUACCAAAGGUGUGUGGAACUUGGAUAUUACGGCGGGCGACGAAUUAUUCCAGAGGAACCAAGUCGACGUGUUCUCAUGGUCGAUGCCGGACAUCGGUGUCUUGAAAGAAGUGGAACUUAUCCACGUAGAAUUCGACGUACAUCUUUACCAAAGCUGGUGGCUUGAAUCGAUGAUGUUAUUGGAUAAGUCUGCUGCCGUAGAAUAUUGGUUUAAAUUUAAUGGUUACAUACCAGAGAACCAGUUCCAUUACGGAGAAGUCAUCCUUGUCCCGGAUUUCGAACUUAAAGUUAAUCUCACUGAACCCACAACCAUGGCGACGAUGAUGUCCACCACAGUAACAAAGAUGGUGAAAUUGUCCAACUUAAAUUCACUCAGCCCGUCAUCUUCCGUUCACCAAUCAGAAUAUUCUACGUUCUCCAAUGUUCACGGUUCGGUGAGUCAUUCUCUAAACGCAAGCAUUCAAAAUGUCUCUGCUACGGAUCAGCAAUCUGCCUCCGUUAGCAAGGUCAAUGAUUAUCAAACUUCUUCAAGUUAUCCGCCAAACCAUCCAAAUCAUGGUGGCAACAAUAACAUCAACACCGCCUUCACAACUGGUACUCUUUCUACGAUUUCCAACCAGAACAGCGACAGCACCAUUUACGACCAUUUAUCUUCUCUAACCUCUUCUUUGCCGUCCUCGGUUUUAGAAACUUCUCGCACUUUUGUCAGUACUAAUAUGCAAACAACUUCUUUUCCCGAUGAAUUUCUGUUGACUUCCUCGCCAUAUUUUCUUCCAUCAAAAAUAAAUUCCGGAAGUUUCCAGCUUUUAUCGACGUUCUCGAAUCAUAAAUCAAAACUGAACGCAAGUGGAACCUCUCCAACCAAUUCUUCGGCGAUGCUGUUCUCUAAUUCGAAAACUCUAAAUAUUGAAACGUCAAAAGAAAUAACGACCACAGAUUUUGAACCGAACACCAGCCAAGAACCGUCUCAAACGGAAACCCAGCAUUUUGUGAAUUUAUCCUCGUUUCCAAGUUUCUUCUCAACAUCAUCUUUCUCAUCACCCUCAUCUCAUCUUUCUUCUUUUGCUCCCGCUACAACUUAUUCCUCUUCCCGUGAUGCAUUGUCUUUGUUGCCCACCGAACAAAUGAUGUCAUGUGUUUAUUCUUCUUGCGGGCAACAUUCUGCACUUUUAAGUUCGUUUUUCAACCAGGACGGUGGUAAGCGAGACAGCAUUGACCAAUCAGUAAUCUUACCCUUGCAGGAAAGACUCAUGAAUAUUUCCAAAGAGCUGACAGUUGACAAAAAAGGUCUCAGUAAAUACAAAAGAACCAAAUCAAGUGCUGUAGAUAAUCGUUACUCUGCAACAGCCAUUGGUUACUUGGGGAUAACCGUGAUUAUAAUACCGUUAGUUCUGGUGGUGGCCAGCGAUUUAAUGAGCUACCAAAAGUUUUUCUCUUAUCGUAAAGACAAGAUUAGGCUCACGGCCCCAAAGCCACCGUCAGUCUAAG